This is a messenger RNA of Gossypium arboreum, 1367 nucleotides long. RefSeq names its product SKP1-like protein 1A. The transcript is spliced from 2 exons. Gene Ontology annotation, molecular function: cullin family protein binding. NCBI's taxonomy places the organism in Eukaryota, Viridiplantae, Streptophyta, Magnoliopsida, Malvales, Malvaceae. The coding region runs from base 137 to 619 and encodes 160 amino acids. Gene Ontology annotation, biological process: SCF-dependent proteasomal ubiquitin-dependent protein catabolic process. The record is from RefSeq and is a predicted model, not a curated record. Gene Ontology annotation, cellular component: cytoplasm; nucleus.
AUAACACAUAUUAGUAUUCAUAGGUGUAACUAACCAUAUAUCCAUCCCUCCAAAGUUUAGAAGGACGUUGUUCUGUCAUUGCUACUCUAGUUCUUGAAGAUAAGGGUUUGUGGUGAGAGAAUUGUAAAAGAAAACAAUGGGAUCGACAUCGACCAAGAUAAAGUUGAGGACCUCCGACCAAAAGGUUUUCGAGGUGGAGGAAGGGGUUGCAGUCCAGUCUCAGACGAUCAAAUACUUUUACGAAAAUGGUUGCCCCGGCAGCGUCAUCCAUGUCCAUAGCGUCUCCGGCGACAUCUUAUCUAAGAUUCUCGACUACUGCAAGAAGCACGUAAAUUCCACCGCUGGCAAGGAAGACAUCUCCCCUGAGGAACUCUACGAAUGGGAUGCUAAUUUUGUCAAGGUUGACCAAAACACCCUCUUCGACCUCAUCCUGGCAGCCAACUGUUUGAAAAUAGAGAGCUUGUUGGACUUGACAUGCCAAACUGUUGCCAACAUGAUAAAGGGGAAGAGACCUGAGGAGAUUCGCACUACCUUCAACAUCAAGAACGAUUACACCCCUGAGGCAGAAGAGGCUGUUAGGAGGGAGAACAAAUGGGCAUUCGACAUGCUUGGGGUAUGAAGCUUCACCGGUGAUAGGUUCUCAAGUUUGAAAAAGUUACAACAUUGCCCCUUUUUCUUGACAUUUGCUUACAAUCUGUUUCUUGAGGAUUUCAUAUGAGGAUGCCUCUUUUCCAUGCUUAAGUCUUUAGUCUUCAAAUUUGAUUGAAUGUGUUGAUCGAUUUCUUGCUUUACGUUUUGUGGUAUAUACUUAAAAUCAUUGUAGAAACAAACAUCUCUUACACCAUCCUAGAUAACAAUCGAAGUUUAGUUGAUUCAUGUCUUCUUUUCAAGGGUGUUGGAACCAUGGUUAUAAAAGAGUUGGCCGAUGACACGAUGAGCAAGUGCGUUACAAAUGCAAAGUCACUAGUAUGUGUAAUUGCGGAAAAUCAGAUUGUUAUGAUGAGGUCAAUUUCAUAGCUUGCAAACAAGAAAAGCAUUGAUGUAUAUAAGCAACCACAAAAUCCCACAACACCAAGGAUUAAGGAAAGCGUCAAGCAGAUAAAUGUUGGAACUGGUUUUAUUGAACUCUUCUUUCAUUUCAAAUGCAAAAUGUGACCCAUAUUAUGAACCAAGUCCUGAGGCUAAGAUCAAGGACUCUUAAUUUUUCUUGGCAGUUCAUUUAUUCCAGAAAGCCAGGAAUCAGGUUAUAUAUAGCGCUCGAAAACAAGUUUGAAACCCUAUCAUCAGUUUCUCUACACACAACACUUUCAUGACGCUAUCAAGGUAUCUAAAUAUUAAUGUAAUGUCUUACUUCGCAAACAAUAUUA